Molecule: messenger RNA, 1177 nt
Organism: Aspergillus nidulans FGSC A4
Lineage: Eukaryota; Fungi; Ascomycota; Eurotiomycetes; Eurotiales; Aspergillaceae
Product: cytochrome-b5 reductase mcr1
Exons: 4
Coding region: 43-1011 (322 amino acids)
Cellular component (GO): mitochondrial outer membrane
Molecular function (GO): oxidoreductase activity; cytochrome-b5 reductase activity, acting on NADH
Source: RefSeq, a predicted model, not a curated record
AACGCCCAUUGACAUUCCAGUCCUGUGUCUUUCUUUGCGAAAAUGUUUUCUCGCUAUGCUUUCCGCUGCGCUCAACCCCUGAGGCAGAGCGCCCGCCAAUACUCCACCGAAGCCCCCAAGAGCAAGUCCCUUGCCCCCGUCUAUGUGGCUGUCGGUCUGGCUGGCCUUGGUGUCGGAUUGUACCGCUACCAGUCCGGUGCUGCCACCGCAGAGGCUCCUGCUGAGCGUCCCAAGGUUUUCACAGGCGGAGACCAGGGAUGGGUGAACCUCAAGCUCUCUGACAUUGAGAUUCUGAGCCACAACACCAAGAGGCUGCGCUUCGAAUUUCCCGACAAGGAGGCUGUCUCCGGUCUCCACAUCGCCUCUGCUCUUUUGACCAAGUAUUCUCCCCCCGAUGGCUCGAAGCCAGUUAUCCGCCCCUACACUCCCACUAGCGAUGAAGAUCAGCCCGGUUACCUCGAGCUUGUUGUCAAACGCUACCCUAACGGCCCGAUGUCUGAGCAUCUGCACAACAUGAAUGUCGACCAGCGUCUGGACUUCAAGGGACCUCUUCCCAAAUACCCCUGGGAAGCCAACAAGCAUAAGCACAUCUGCUUGGUCGCUGGUGGAACUGGAAUCACCCCAAUGUACCAGCUAGCUCGCGAGAUCUUCAAGAACCCCGAGGACAAGACCAAGGUCACUCUCGUCUUUGGAAACGUCAGUGAGGAAGACAUCCUCCUGAAGAGGGAGUUCGAGGACUUGGAGAACACAUACCCCCAGCGAUUCCGCGCAUUCUACGUUCUUGACAACCCUCCCGAGGGCUGGACCGGCGGCAAGGGCUACAUCACCAAGGAGCUUCUGAAGACUGUCCUCCCCGAGCCGAAGGAGGAGAACAUCAAGAUUUUUGUCUGCGGUCCUCCUGGCAUGUACAAGGCCAUCAGCGGGCCCAAGGUCAGCCCUAAGGACCAGGGCGAGCUUACCGGUAUCCUGAAGGAGCUGGGUUACAGCAAGGACCAGGUCUACAAGUUCUGAGCAAGGCUUGUCAUAACUUGCCCGGUACUGUCGCCUAUACCAAGCGAAUCUGUUUCUUUUAGGAAGGCAUACCUCGCUUGUAGAUUUGGCUAAACCGACUAGCGGCCAAAUAUAGCAGCGUGUGCUGUGUGAUGAUAGAUAGGAAAAUAUUUUUUUUUUUUUGCAA